AUGCUGCGCUUCGCGGUUUCAAUAAAAGGUGCUCCUCCCGAACCUGGAUCUAAGAAAGAUGUCGAGACAUCAUGCUCUUAUAGAAUAUUGGACUGGCACCAAGGAAAACUGACAAUUAAAGAAAUGAGCGUAUUCGAAAAGCUUGACUCAUGCUCUGAUAUUACUGAAAUGUGCUAUUUGCGGGAUAGUCACUGGCCAAAGUCGGGACGAGCUUUUCCCAGCUAUGACUACUUACUUGUGGGUUACACUGAUGGAUUUAUACAAGUAAUUCCUGACGUCCAAAAUUCGUUGCUCGAAGGAAGGACAUUGCAAGCUCGCUGGGUUCUCAGUUGCCGUGUAGAAGUUAACAAUUAUAGCGUUAUGCUCCCGAUCGCUUCUAUCGAUUAUCGAGACGGCCUGCUGUACUGCUUAACAGAAACCGGCCAGAUCAGCGUGUUCAUAUUAAAUUUGCCCGCAACGUACGAAAAAUGCGAGUAUAUCGCUUUUGCUGAAGACGCAGUUGACUUACGCGGUGCGGGUGCACCGUUCAUUGGUUGCGAGAUCGACGGGCUCACGUCUGAAGACGAGGAUUUUUUUAAAGAGUGCAAACUUGUUCGUUCUAGCAAUCCCAAUCACCCGUUCUCUUACUUAGCGCCAGCACACGGCAAAUUUCGGGCCCAACAAGAAAUCUUAUAUGACCUUCCACAUGCCCGCUCGCCAUGUUUCCAGCCAUCUUUCACGCUGAAGCUCAUUGAUAAAAUAAGUCAUUUCCGUAUCAAUCCGCUCAACAAGUUAAGCUUCAUGACUAGCAGUUUAUCCGGCCGCAUCGCUUUGCAUAAAAUCAGAAUAACGUCCAGCUACCUCUCGUAUUUUCGGAAGCUGAAAUCGUUCAUCGGGCUGGCCAUCUACGAAGGAAAAGGGUAUACCUGGAAAUUGUGCGGCAUGACUGAUUUGCCUGUAUACAGUGCAAACAACGAUCGUCACACAAAUUCACACCAGGAACGUAAGCCAGCCACCGAUCCACUGAGGGCCAUUAUAGCAGAUCAACUGAAAAAGUGUGCCAACCAGUUUGAUCGGGACAAAGUGCGCAAAGCCAACUUGAGAGCAAGGUCAGGUGUGCCUGAGCUUCAAUAUCAUACCUUUUGGCGUGAAACACCGGGAAAGCUAAUAUAUGACAGCUGCUCGAAGUUACAAGGUAAGGCUCAAGUUGCUGGUAGUGACGGUCUGAUACCAGAAAAUCCUGUGAUGCAACAGAAAAGAAAAUUAGGGCGUAGACCGCGGCUGAGACUCGGGAAUAAGCCCAAAAAAGUGGUCAAAAACUCAAGUGGCACUCGUGGAAUAGGCGAUAGUGCCAUUUCACCUUCAGGUUCUAUUGUGGCAUUAACUUACUUUGAUUUUUCAUUCUCAGAUUUGAGUAAAGAUACACUUAAGAGUGCACAUGCGUCCAUCACUGCUGCAUUGAAAGAAGAAAAGGAAGAGAAUGACUAUUCUUUGUCUCUUUACCCAAAAUUCAACCGCUUAGAAAUCUUGACGCUAGACGGGUGUCAAAACCUCAGGGCUUUCCGCCCCAGCCUUGGCAGCCAACCUUACCUGACUCUUGAUUCAUAUCGGAAUGAAAGUUCAAUAGGUGAGCUUUCGAGACACCAGAGAAAGACGUUAAAUGGCCAUGCAAACGAGUGGCUCUUUCAAAGAUUGUUCGUAAUAAAUGAAAAUUACUGCCUUUCCAUAAAUGCAUACGGAAUAGCAUUGUGGAAUAGAUCUCACAUGUGCGAUAGAUGCCAAGUUCAGAGUUCUAGCAUUUUGCCUUUGAAAAAGGUCAACUUCUCGUUGGCGCUCGUUUUGGAUGCCAUUGUAUUGGUGAAGGAAUAUCGUGCCUGUGGACAGGGUGAUGAUUGUCAGGGGAACAUCUCCUUGAGUCUAGAGAUUGUCGUGACGUGCGUCGAUAAGCUAAUAAUGGUUCUUGGAAUUGAUUUCGCAGCGCAUAGCGAGACUGGCAAGUGGCAGAUUUUAGAUUUGAUGAAACUAACGGAUCCAACUGGAGAGCUGGAUAAAUUGGUAGUUAUGGGAGUUUUGCAACCCGAUACCAAGAAAAGAACCUGCGAUUCUUUGAAUGCUUCGGCUAGCAUUAAGAAGACCAAAACAGCCGGCGGACUCAACUGUGCAAUAGCUCCUCCUGCAUCUUAG
This is a messenger RNA of Lachancea meyersii CBS 8951, 2163 nucleotides long. NCBI's taxonomy places the organism in Eukaryota, Fungi, Ascomycota, Saccharomycetes, Saccharomycetales, Saccharomycetaceae. The record is from the annotation of a GenBank genome assembly.